This is a messenger RNA of Phytomonas sp. EM1, 3771 nucleotides long. Lineage: Eukaryota; Euglenozoa; Kinetoplastea; Trypanosomatida; Trypanosomatidae. The record is from the annotation of a GenBank genome assembly.
AUGAGAAGUAUUGUGGCUAACACUCCACACACACUUUGGAGCAAUGUGAUUUCUCGAGAAUCUCACCACGCGCGUCAUGUGAUGGUCUACCUUACAGGACACUUUCAGCUCCGUAGUUUCCAACAAAACCGAACCAUUCCCGUGGUAGGAGACGAAGUUACGUUGAAAUCAGUGUUUCGACAAGUCGAGCACAUUUCCAGCCGUUCUAAGCAGGUCUCAGCACAGGGGGACAUGCGUCGGGACUCAAACGACCUGGAGCAAAACAUGCUAGUCUCAACUGCCCUUUCUCCACAGCGAAAGGAAAUCAAACCGUCGGCUUCUGGAAAAGUCGCAGUAGCGGAUCAAUCUUUGCCGCCCGCCGCCUCUCUUGUUGAAAAGGAAUGUAUACUGAAUUCUUCGCCUUCACUAAGUACAGUCCUUGGCGCCAAGUCGAUUAAACGCAAUGGCAUUAGAUACGAUAAUGCAGGAAACACUGCGCCCGAUGAAAGAUCAGAUUACGAGUGUUUAAACAGUAAGCACGAACGGCAUCUAGUUUUUCAAAACAGUAAUGAUCUUCAGAUGGUUGAUAAAAACAAUGAAGUGAAAGGACGAGCACAAAGCAGCUUUUCAGAGACUUCCACCAUAAAAGUCGGUGCCCAACCCUUGAGUGAGGUAGUAUGGAUACCAAAGGGUGAUAGGUCCCCUUCGGACUUCUCAUUAUAUGGAUCUCCGGAGACUUUUCUGGAGCCCUUGCGCAAACACGGAGUCUCGCAUGAUCAUAUGCGCGAGCGACGUAAGCGCAGUCAGCUUGCUUUACUAGAGCCGGACAAAUGUAGCAAUGCAUCGCGAGGUGCUGGCUGUUCAGAUCUCUUGCCUGCGCUGAACCUCUGUUCCAAGCCAGAAGAGGUGUUGUGUAUCGAAGAGGACGAUGUGGUGCUAGAUACUCCGAAAACGCUCCUGUCAAUGCUUGAGAGUCCAAGCAGCCCCAAAGCCUUUGGCGAUGCACCGCAGACCCUUUUAGUUUCCGAUGUCCUGCCGCAUCAGGGGGACCAGAUUCAAGAAAUGGUAUCGAAGCAGUAUCAUAGCCCCGCCGCGCGUGGUAUAGGGCAGGAUGUCAUUGAUCUCGUCACGGAUGUGUUUACGGAGCAGCGUGAUGCGCUGAUCAAAAAACGCCGCCAGGUGCUCUAUGCCAUGACCCACCCAUGCGCCUCAGACUAUACCUAUGGGAACAAGUUAGUGCCGCCGCCACCACUAAGCUUCGGUAAAGUCACAGACGAGGCGGUAAAACUCGGCAAUGAGCUGUUGCUAGGCCAAAGGUACUUUUUAGUUAAUCAGUCGGGAAGCAGGGCUGACAUCACGGCACCGCUGAAUUCUUUGUCUUCUUCGGCCGCUUCCGUAUCGAGGAUGGUUGAAAUGGAGGCAGAUGAUCGAAUUAGACAAAAAAAAGGCAGGUGUGGGCAUGGUGCAGCUACUGCACGCCUACCGGCAUAUCGCGGCCGUGCACGUGAACAAAACAUUUUUCGUGAUCAUCGUUACUUUUUCGAGAUUAAUGAGUUGUACCAGGAGAUUGUUUUAGUAGGCAAGGCGUGUGCGGGCAAGUCAAGCCUUCUGAACGCGUUGCUAGGACAGUCCGUCGCAAAGACCAGCAGUUUGCCAAACACAACUCGACAAAUUUCGUUUUACCAGAGCGUCACACCAGAGGCGCUGCAGGCGUUUCAUGCAAAUAAUCACCAUAAUUUAGUCAAGUUACCUAACGGGGGUCUUCAACUUACCUUUGUGGACAUACCAGGUUUUGGUAUCGAAGGAAUGAGCGAUAAGUGGCGCGACGCCGCAAUAGACCUGACGGAUGCCUACUUUGGUGUGCGGCGCUCCGUCAACACGGUUCUAUUUUGCAUUGAUUGCGAUCGUGGUCUGACAAAGACCGACCUGAAAUACUUUCAAUGGCUUGAGAACGUACAGGGUGUAUUUUUCCCCGUACUUACUAAGUGCGAUUCUGUCCCACACUCUCGCAUAUGCUCUGUAAUGCGACAAAUAUACACACUUAUCACAGAGAAACGUAAGAAAUAUCGAAAGGUCUUUCCUUUUGUUAUCCCGACGUCCUCCAAAGACGGUACAAACAUCGACAUGCUUAGGGGGCUUAUUACUGAGUCUUCGGGGAUGAUUCCGGGUGAUCGACUCCGCGAAUUGCUAAAAGUGAAACAAAAUGCAUUAAUGAAAGAGGCUCUUGCGCAGGAGUCAAUGCGUCUUGAUGAGGCUCACCAGAUCAAGCGAGAGCAAGCCCGCGAGCAAUUCAAUCUAACCUAUACAGGACGAUUGCGUCAUCCGACUCUGCCGCUAGCCCCUUCUUUAUCUUCUCGGAGCAAUGCAGAAAAAUCCAAUCGUGGCCCACUUGAUCUAGAAAUGGAUCGCAAUGGAAGUCGGAUUUACCGUCUAUCCAUUCGGAAAAAAGACUCGAUACCCGUGGCAGACCAGUUGAGUUUACCAAAGAUUGGAGAGGGUGGUGCAACCAUCCAAGGGCUCCAGGAGGACGAACAUCGGCGCCGUGGCGAGAAGUUCUUGGCCUGGAGGCGCAAAAAUCCAAUCAAGCGUGAAGGCACCCCAUACGGUGAGGUACGCUUUCGCUUACAUACAGGAAUCGACGGCCUUGAUCCGGAAUCCAUUGACUUGACGUAUAACAGUCCUAAUAGUAGACACUUUGAAGCGCCAAUGCUGAGUGUAAAAGGGGAAAUGAAGAACACAGGGAUGAAAGAACUACCAGAUGCCCCUCUGGCAAACUCCACCCAUGAAAACUCUUCUUUGACGGAUUGCCUCUAUUCUCCAACAACAGCCGCGGCUCCUCCAACAAGUCUUCUGGCACCUGAGCCAUCCCGUGUGGUUGGAUGGCCGCCAGCACCUGUAGCACCCUGUUCAGCAAUUUCACCCCAAUCGAGGGACACCCAGACAAAUACUGCUAUUUUGACACCAAACACAGUGCCUGCAUCUCAAAAGAAUUUGGGUGGGCCUGUCUCUCACUUCUUGGACAUGAUGGAGAAAUUUUCCACGCAGAAGACGAAUACUCCCGUUAAGUGUCCCUCUGCUAAGCUAAAAAAGCUGCGUAGGAAGGAGGAAAAAUGGGUUAAACGACAAGCACAGGGCUACAUGCCACCCUUAAUGGUGCAAGAUGAAAGCGGCCGCCUCUCUGAGUUCAAAGCCGGAAAGCGCUGUGGGCCGUCCCUCGUCAGUUUGAACACCAAGGUGGAUUCUCGCCAAGCUGAGUGGCGUGGCAAGCAGCUUAUAGACCUCCUUCACCAGCAUGAUUCCGAGUCUCCAUGGAGCGCUGUGGGCAAAAUCGCACAGUCCAUUGAAGAUGAAAAAGCGAGAGCUUUUAUGAAAGGAAUGCGGCCAAAGGAUCUGGCUGCGUACUUGCGUGACGCGGGGUGUGUGACCAAAUCAUUUGAAAAGUUUGAAGGCGAGGUCACGUCCGCCAAAUACAUGAAUGAGGUUCGACAGGCUAGAACGUUACGCUCGAGGGAGCAGAUGCAUCUAAAUGCGACGGCGAAGAUUAACUGGCGUUCCAUGCCACCAGGUCUGUGGAAACAGUACGGUAAGGCAGACACCUACUGGGGCACAUCGAGUGUACUGGGCCGAGAGAAUGAUGAAAGCCACACAGCGUCGUAUUCGCCACAGCCUCGCUAGUCCCACAACAAGCAUUGGCUGUUACAAAAUUCACCAUGAUCAAUCCUUUAUGGAAAAAAGUGGAUGUACAUACUUCAAGAAGUAUAGGCCACGUUGGUAUAUAUAAAUAUAUGUGCA